This is a messenger RNA of Yamadazyma tenuis ATCC 10573, 710 nucleotides long. The record is from RefSeq and is a predicted model, not a curated record. NCBI's taxonomy places the organism in Eukaryota, Fungi, Ascomycota, Pichiomycetes, Serinales, Debaryomycetaceae.
ACUGGCAAAGCAAUUGUUUCCCGCUACAUACCGGUUGAAUACACACAGAAUGUUUUCCUCCAUCUCCAGACAAGCUUCCAAAGGUCAAUUGACCCGUCUCUUUAGUUCUAGCUCUCCUCGCUUGGUUAAGGUGGGCGAUAAAAUCCCCCAAAUCCCUUUGGCAUUGGAAAGUCCCGGUAAUCAAUUCGUGCUCGCAAACGAAAUCAAGUCUGGAAAAGCCUUGAUUGUCGGAGUGCCAGGAGCCUUUUCACCUGGAUGUACUGCUUCCCAUAUUCCAGGAUAUUUGGAAAACUUUUCCAAAUUCUCCGGGAAAGGAUUCAACAAAGUGUUUUUUGUGGCUGUCAAUGACGCAUUUGUGGUCGAUGCUUGGUCUAAAUCGUUCGCCAACGUCCCUGAGGGAGUUACUUUCCUUGCAGACCCUAAGGGUGAAUUUGUUGAUGCGUUGGAUUUGAAGUUCGAUGCUUCUGCGUUCUUCGGUAACGAAAGAUCUAAGAGAUUUGCUCUUGCUGUUGAAAAUGGAAGUGUCAUCGGGGCAUUUGUUGAACCUGAAAACACUCCUGUAGACGUGUCUGAAGCAACUAAGGUCUUGUCCCAGAUCUAGGUUACGAUUUUGUUGUUAGUUAAAUUUAAAGUACAUGAUUGUAUUUGCAAUCAAAACUGUCGCAACCAUUAGAACUUUUCUCAUCUCUGGUCCAAUACAUAUUCCCAUA